Molecule: messenger RNA, 3886 nt
Organism: Zerene cesonia (dogface butterfly)
Lineage: Eukaryota; Metazoa; Arthropoda; Insecta; Lepidoptera; Pieridae
Gene: FBXO11
Product: F-box only protein 11
Exons: 14
Coding region: 305-3133 (942 amino acids)
Biological process (GO): protein ubiquitination; ubiquitin-dependent protein catabolic process; regulation of apoptotic process
Molecular function (GO): zinc ion binding; protein binding
Source: RefSeq, a predicted model, not a curated record
UUCGACGGCGGCCAUAUUUUACUUACAGAGAGUCGCCCUUUGCUAUUUAGGGAAGUGUUAAUUUUGGUCAUAUUUUAGUGAAUAAUGAUUUUUAUGAGUUAAUAGUAUCAUUUUUAAUAUCAGUGAUCAGUGCGCUUUUUGUAACAUAUAAAAUAUCUUGCCAAACGUUGACUGAUGUGGAGUUAUCAAUAUUUCCUGUUUCGGUUCCCCAAUCUAUUCUAAACAGAAAAUGGCCGACGGUGUUGGUGCGGGUGUCUUCUUUGUUUAGGCUGAUUUAUAGUGAAAAUAAAGAGAUAAAGAAAUAAUGCCUAGUGCCUCGUUUUCAUCUUCGCGUUCUUACGUCCGUAGAUCGCGAAGAAAAGGCGGACAUAGGAUACCACUACCAUCCAGGACACAAUCAAGCGAACCAUGUGAGUCGGUGCCGUGCCCGAACAACGUGACUGGCAGCGCGAUGGCAGCGACCGCGUGCGCGGGGCCGAGCGGCAGCGGCGGCGGCGGCUCGCCCCCCGUACCCGCCGCGGCGCCCGCCACCACGGCCGGCCACCACAGCCCGUACGACCUGCGGAGGAAGUCGCCGCCGGCGUACCACGAGCCCGGCCCCUCGGGCGCGUGCUCCUUGCCGGCCAGGAAGAGACCUAGGACUGAUGCCAUUUACAGAUCGCUGUCACAAGGCGUAGAUGUGUGCAAUGUAUCGCAGUACCUGCAAUAUGAACUUCCGGAUGAAGUAUUACUUUGUAUACUAUCCCAUCUCACGGAGCGCGACUUGUGCCGCGUCGCGCAGGUCUGCAAGCGGUUCAAUACAAUCGCUAACGACACUGAACUAUGGAAAAGCCUGUAUCAGUCGGUGUUCGAAUACGAUACCCCAUUAAUGCAUCCCGCGCCGUGCCAGUUUGAGUUCGUAGCGCCUGAUGAGUGUGAAGCCGACAAUCCCUGGAAGGAGAGUUUCCGUCAGCUUUACUAUGGCAUCCAUGUGCGACCCAAUUAUCGCUCCAAGAAAGACUCUCGCAUAAAACAUUUUAAUACUAUAAGGGCGGCUCUCGAAUACGUGGAGGAGCGGGGCGGCGGGAGCGGCGGUGUGGGCUCGUCGAGCAGCGGCGGCGGCAGCAGCCCCGCCAUCGCGGGCGCGAGCACGGGCGCGUGCGCGUGCGGCGCGGGCGCGUGCUCGUGCCGCCGCGCCUCCACCUCGGCCUCCGCGCCCGCGCCCGCGCUGCUCUUCGUGCACGCGGGCCUCUACCAGGAGGAGUGUCUCGCUAUCGACACGGACAUACAACUUAUCGGUUGUGCGGCGGGCAACGUGGCGGAGUCGGUGGUGCUGGAGCGCGAGGCGGAGUCGACGCUGACGUUCGCGGAGGGCGCGAGCCGCGCGUACGCCGGCCACAUGACGCUCAAGUUCUCGCCCGACGCGACCAGCACCAUGCAGCACCACAAGCACUACUGCCUCGAGGUGUCCGACAACUGCUCGCCCACCGUCGACCACUGCAUCAUACGCAGCGCUAGCGUCGUGGGUGCGGCGGUGUGCGUGUCCGGCGCGGGCGCGAACCCCGUGAUAAAGCACUGCGACAUCAGCGACUGCGAGAACGUCGGCCUGUACGUGACCGACUACGCGCAGGGCGCGUACCAGGACAACGAGAUAUCGCGCAACGCGCUCGCCGGCAUUUGGGUGAAGAACUUUGCGAACCCCAUCAUGCGCCGCAAUCACAUACACCACGGCCGCGAUGUUGGCAUAUUCACGUUUGAGAACGGACUGGGUUAUUUCGAGGCGAACGACAUACACAACAACAGAAUCGCCGGUUUCGAGGUGAAGGCCGGCGCAAACCCCACCGUAGUGCACUGCGAGAUACACCACGGUCAGACCGGCGGUAUCUACGUGCACGAGUCGGGCCUCGGCCAGUUCAUAGACAACAAGAUACACUCGAACAACUUCGCGGGCGUGUGGAUCACGUCCAACAGCAAUCCCACCAUACGCAGAAACGAGAUAUACAACGGGCACCAGGGCGGCGUGUACAUAUUCGGCGAGGGGCGCGGACUGAUUGAGCACAAUAAUAUUUAUGGGAACGCACUCGCUGGAAUUCAGAUUCGCACAAAUAGUGAUCCAAUAGUAAGGCACAAUAAAAUUCACCAUGGGCAGCAUGGUGGUAUAUACGUGCAUGAGAAAGGACAGGGUUUAAUAGAAGAGAAUGAGGUGUAUGCCAAUACAUUAGCUGGAGUGUGGAUCACUACUGGCUCUACACCUGUUCUUAGGCGUAAUCGGAUUCAUUCGGGAAAACAGGUUGGCGUGUACUUUUAUGAUAAUGGCCAUGGUAAAUUAGAAGACAAUGAUAUAUUUAACCAUUUAUAUUCCGGAGUGCAAAUCAGAACCGGGAGCAAUCCCGUAAUUAGGGGCAAUAAGAUAUGGGGUGGCCAGAAUGGCGGUGUUUUAGUUUAUAAUGGCGGUCUUGGCUUAUUAGAACAGAAUGAAAUAUUUGAUAAUGCCAUGGCCGGAGUCUGGAUAAAAACAGACUCAAAUCCCACCUUGAAAAGAAAUAAGAUAUUUGAUGGUCGCGACGGCGGUAUAUGCAUAUUUAAUGGAGGAAAGGGCGUACUAGAAGAGAACGACAUAUUCCGUAACGCGCAGGCGGGCGUGCUGAUAUCGACACAGAGCCACCCGGUGCUGCGGCGGAACCGCAUCUUCGACGGGCUCGCCGCCGGCGUCGAGAUCACCAACAACGCCACGGCCACGCUCGAGCACAAUCAGAUAUUUAAUAAUAGGUUUGGAGGUUUAUGUUUAGCGUCUGGUGUGUCACCGCUGGUGCGGGGCAACAAAAUAUUUAGCAAUCAAGAUGCCGUCGAAAAGGCGGUCGGCGGCGGCCAGUGCCUCUACAAGAUAUCUUCCUACACAUCCUUCCCUAUGCACGACUUCUAUAGAUGCCAGACGUGUAACACGACAGACCGCAAUGCAAUUUGUGUCAAUUGUAUUAAAACGUGUCACUCUGGACACGAUGUUGAAUUUAUACGCCAUGACAGAUUCUUCUGCGACUGCGGCGCCGGCACGCUGUCGAACCAGUGCCAGCUGCAAGGCGAGCCGACGCAGGACACGGACACGCUGUACGACUCGGCCGCGCCCAUGGAGUCGCACACGCUCAUGGUCAACUGAGCCGCCGCCUGCCCGCCGCACGCACGACCGACGAGCGCUUGCGCACUAACUGUUUGACAUGCGUGUGUGUUGCAUUAUGUCGUCCCCUCCCUCGAGAGUGUGUCGCGUUGGAUGAUGUCGUCCCAGCUGUCGAGGUUCAUGUCGUUUCAAUCGAUCACUUUAAAUUGAAUGAUAGUUGAUUAUAGUCAGUGAAACAAUGGUUACAAUGUAUUUGGUGUCUGUGUAUCGCUACACAUUAAAGUAUUCAGUUUAAAAUUAAUAGCACUUUAGUGAUAUACUGUAAAAUUGUAAAACCAUUCAAAUAGAUCUUGGAUGAGUCCAAAAAGUAAUCCUUCUGACCAUAUAAAUCUCUGGUAUGCAAAAAGUAUGUACAUGAUAAUUGUGUUUUUAAUAUUGUCAUUAAAUAUAUGUAUGAAUCCAGCACUUUUUGCCCAAUUCGGUCGUAUUUUGAAAGGAAGUAGAGCAUGUACUAAAUGAACAAUACUAUUCCACUAUCUUAUACUAAUGUUAUUUGUUGCGAAUAUCUCAUUUACAAGACACUUACUGGAUUUUUAAUAAACAUAUUAUUUUAUGACAAAUACUAAAUACAUAUAUGUCUGUUUAUAAAUCCUUUCAUACUAAUACACAAUUAUGUGUCAAACUUUAGUGGACUGGCUACAAAUAGCUUGUCAGACCCUGGUUGAGGGCUAUCGUUCUCUAUCGCUAAUAGAAUUUCAUCAAAUACUAUAGUUUGAUAAAAUGAAAUCCUCUUAG